Messenger RNA from Lottia gigantea (owl limpet), 801 nucleotides. RefSeq lists its product as hypothetical. The annotation marks the transcript as partial. Lineage: Eukaryota; Metazoa; Mollusca; Gastropoda; Lottiidae. The transcript has a single exon. The record is from RefSeq and is a predicted model, not a curated record.
UUUACUUCAAUUGUCCUUUCAGGUAUUCUGUGGAAAAAGAACGACUUUAACGCCCAGAAGCCCUUGGAUGGAUUCUACAGGUUACCAAAAGGUCAUUUUGAUGAAGAUUCGUUAUCAAUCGUUAAAGAUCCAGCAGGUGGCAAAGGCAAUGUGAUGAAGAUCUUCAUUGAGAAAGGUCACUACGUUAAGAUACACAGUCACCGUGGAGCUCAAUUUUAUACCAGUACCGUCACUCCUAGAGAUUCCAUGACACUUAGCUACGAUGUAUAUUUCCAGAAAGGUAUGGAUUAUGUCAUCGGAGGUAAAUUACCAGGUAUGUAUGGCGGAGCCACAAAUUGUACUGGUGGACGUCACUCUGAUGCCUGUUUGACCACCAGAUUUAUGUGGAGACAAGCUGGAGAAGGAGAACUUUAUGCCUACAUGCCACCACCAAAAGAUCAAGUGAAAAAUUUCUGUAACAGCAAUAAUAUUAUUUGCGACCCAGUUUAUGGUAUAUCUGUUGGCAAUGGAACAUGGUCCUUUAAGACUGGACGAUGGGAAAAUAUCGCACAACAUAUACAUCUCAACAAACCCGGUCAUAAAGACGGUUACGCUAUCAUCUGGUAUAAUGGAAAGAAGGUUUACGAAAUUCGCAACGUCAACUUCCGUAAUCACGACAACAUCAAAAUGAAGGGACUUUUCUUUUCGGUGUUCUUUGGUGGUGGUGAACCGAUGUGGGCCCCAACAGGCGAUUCAAAUAUUUACUUUAAAAAUUUCAUCGUAUCUUCUAAAGAAAGCCACCCAGCACAUCUAGUUGGUUGA